ACUAGGGAUGGCAGCUCAAAACUAUGAGCUCAAAACCAUUAACUACAACAAACUUCCAUCCUUCCAUGGCCUACCUAACGAAGACCCGCUCCACUUUAUACGAGAAUUCUACAACGUGCUCCAAACCUUUCCACUUCACGGGCUGAACGAGGAUCAGUUGAAGAUGAGGUGCUUUCCGGAUACUCUCAAGGACCGGUCUAAGGCUUGGUUUAUGACACUUGCUCCAAAUUCACUUACCACUUGGGAGAAAGUGUACUCAAAGUUCAUCGGGAGGUAUUAUUCCCACCAGAAAACUCAAGAGCUGAGGUCCCAAAUUGUCUCGUUUGCCCAACAACCGCACGAGCCACUUCACGAAGCGUGGGAACGCUUCAAGGACCUACAGAGGCAGUGCCCACAUCACAAUCUUCCUCCAGCCCUUUUGAUGAACGGCUUCAACGAUUCUUUCCACCAGAACCUUCAGUACAUGGUGGACAAUGCAGCUGGUGGAGACAUUGGGGCGAGAACAGCGGAGGAGAUGAUGGAUAUCUUUGAGGCGUUGAGUUCUAGCUCGUCUCAAAAGAGCAGUCGAGGAAAGAGAGCGGUGGUCAAUGAAGUAUCUUCGGGACGAGACAUGAUGGCCCAUAAGAUAGCCGAGCUGACGGAGCAAAUGCGGCUAAUGAAUGCUCAGACAAUGCAGCCAGUACAAACCAUGGCAGUGGACACAUGCAGGGCGUGUGGAGCUCAAGGACAUCGGUCAGAGGUGUGCCCAUCGGCAUUCGAUCAGGACCUUGGAGAGCAAUAUGCCGACGAUUUGGUCACCAAGAAGAGGAAGUUCGGCGAUGGGGAGAAAGUAGUGGUCUAUGAGGCGGCUAGUGCCAUGCAGCAUGAUCUUCCGAAGAAAGAACGAGACCCCAGAGGAUUCAUGAUAAAGAUUGCUCUCGGGAAUGGCAAAGAAGUCUCGGGGAUGCUUGACCUCGGAGCGGGAAUCAAUCUUAUGUUGUUUUCUAUCUUCCAGCGGCUCGGUCUAGGAGAUUUGAGACCAAUCCGUAUGUUCCUUCAACUUGUUGACCGUUCUAUUCGAUACCCCAAAAGAGUGGUGGAAGAUGUUCUUGUUCGUGUGGGAAAGCUUAUCGUCCCGGUGGACUUUGAGGUGCUCGAUGUGGGGGACGUACAUGAGAAUGGGAAGGACCACACAAUCCUUCUUGGCAGACCAUUCAUGGCCACCACCAACACACUCAUUGACGUGAAGAAUGGGACAUUGAACAUGACAGUCCUAGGAGAGUCCGUGUCCAUUUCCGUCCGAGAAGCUACCUCAGCAUCCUCGGUGAAUUUUGUGGAGGAGUGUUCGUUCGUUGAUGUGAGUGAUCCUUUUAUCGAGGAGAUGGCCAUACGAGACUUGGAAGAGAGGUCAUUGCCCGAUCUCGAAGAGGAAGAAGGACCGUUUAUUGAGCUGAUGGAGGUCGAGGAACCGAGACCGAAGGCCCCACCAACGCUAGAGUUGAAAGAGUUACCUCGUCACCUCAAGUACGUCUUCCUUGAUGAUGAGAAGCUAAAGCCG
Striga hermonthica is the source of this 1537-nucleotide messenger RNA. The record is from the annotation of a GenBank genome assembly. NCBI's taxonomy places the organism in Eukaryota, Viridiplantae, Streptophyta, Magnoliopsida, Lamiales, Orobanchaceae.